AUGGAGCUGGGCAGCCGAGCCGGGCAAAGCAAGGCGGCGGCGGCAGCGGAGCUCGAGAGGCGGCGGCUGCUGGGAUGGAGGAGGAGGCGGCGGCGGCCGGAGAAGGGCUGCUGCUGCUGCUGCUUCUGCCGCCGGAGGGAAGUUCUGCCAGGCGGCUUCAUGGCUCAUAGCUUCCCCUGGGGUAGGACGGGCGGCCAGCCCGUGUAGCCUGAUAGACCACUGGUCUGAGUCAGCUUAAGGCAGUUAGUUUCCUGUGUUACAUUGAUGGGCCAAUGGUCACAUGGAACAGGUGUGCUUGAAGGUGGGAUCUGAAGACAGGAAAAGAGGUGGUACCAUGUGAAAUGGACACGGGUUUUAUUUUUAAGGACAUUAGAGCCUUUGCUAACUUUUUCAUCACCAUGCAGCGUAAUCAGACUACUCUAAAACCCAGCCUCUGUGAUUCAUAAUGGUGUACUCUAUACUUUGCGUAAAUAGUCAAUAUGAUAAACUUUCUCCUUUAUUUGAAGCAUCACUCUUGUAUCCUCAGCCCCUCUUUAAUCUAUCUCAAUGGAUUUCCGGCUCGUAUAGAUUUGGUCAGUGACAAGGGUUAGAGUAGUCUUGUAGAACAUUUACUUGUAGCUGUGAAAAAGCCCACAUUCAUCAGGGGAUUAAGUCGAUCAGAUUGUCCCAGGGAUCAAUGGGAGGCUUGCGUGAUCCCUCUUAAGGCUCUAAUGCAUUCAACCUUCUUUUGGUGAACAUUCAUACACACACACACAUACACAUUUCUCCGUCUUAAAGCCAUUUAUCUCAGAAUGUCAAAUCGCAAUAAUUAACCAUUAUUGAUCUUAAAUUCAAUUAACUUCAUUAACACAGGUCAUGAUGAGGGUGUUUGCAAGGGAAAGGCAUUGGACAAGUGCCUUUUUCUUCUGUGACAUUGAAGCUCACAAUUGGAACUGUAAAGUGUUCUCUUCACAUAUUGUGCUGAGGACACUUUUUAAAAAAAUAAAAUAAAAAUAGAGGUAGCUGUGGUUGGCAUGAUGGAAACAACAUCUUCAUCCCAUUCCUGGUUGUCUUUAAAAACCUGGUUGCCUCACCUCAAAUAAGGUAUUGCUAAGUUGGGAAAAGGUUCAGAAAGGGGCAACCAAAGUAAUCAAGGGCAUAGGGUGGCUUUUCACCUUAGAGUAAAGGCAAGUAAUAGGGGACUGGGUAGAAGUAUAUAAAAUUAAUAAUAAUAUAUGGUUUAUUGUUGCUGUAUUGUCCAUCAUGGUCAUUUCAACCACAGAACAAAAUAUACAUUAUGCAUCAAUGAUUAAUAAAAUUACACAUGGCAUAGAGAAAGCGGAUAGUCUUUCUCCCACUCUCAUAACAUUCAAUGAAGCUGAACAUAGGAAGAUUCAAUCUAGAUUGAAAGCAGCAUGCUGAGGAUGAGCAUGAACAAUUCCAGAUUUAGAAAAACUUCAUUUUUGCACUGAAAACGGGUUGGUAUGUACACAGCUUCUCUCUCUUGGGAGGUAUGGUCGUCCCUCUUCCUAUUCUGGUUUAGACACAACUUAAAGUAAAUGAUCCUGAAUUCCUGAAAGACUGCCGUCUUCCCUACAGACCUUCUCGGGCACUGGGAUUGGCUGAGGGGGCCCUCUUGGUAGUUAUUCCACCCUCAGAGCCUCAUGGGUAGUGAUGGUGGCUUGGGAGAAGUCCUUCUCUGUGGUGGCCCCUACACUGUGGAACUCCCUCCUCACAGCAACUUCAUUGUACAGCUUUCUGUGAAUGCUGCACCUUUUGACCUUGGCUUUUGACACAUGCCGUAUAUAUUUAUAGGACACAUAUUAUUUUUAUGGCUGCAAGUUGUUUUAAACUGUUUUUAAUAUUGUGUUUAAAUGUUUUAACCCACCCUGGGACCUUUGGAUGAAGAGAAGGAAUAGUAAUAAUAAUAAUAAUAAUAAUAAUAAUAAUAAUAAUAAUAGUUGCAUUGUUUUGUCAUACAGCUGGCAUGUCCAGUUCCUGAGUUCAUAUCGUCCCCUGACUAAUUGGCUUUUUAUCUGUGGAACUAGUUCUUCAUCAUUUUGGAUGCGUGAUAACUUGCUGUAUGUGUCUUUAGAAAAUGGUUUUGCCAGUAUAAUGAAAAGGUGCCCGCCUGCCUAAUGUCAAUUACAUCAAGUGGACAUCCAGUUUGCCUCAUUUAGGUUUUCAAAUACUAUAAAUGAGCAGAAAUUGUGGGGCAAUUGGCUGGGCCGGAGUGGGGUGAUAGUGGACAGAACGUGAAAUUCAUUUAGAAGCAAGAGUCCUGAGACGUUUAAAGAGUCAUUUUGCUGCUUGCCUUUCACAUCUCAGUUCUGCCAUUCCAAACAUGACAGUGAUGAGACAGUCUAGAAGCCUAAUGGUCUGAAUGUCGCUUUCUGAUUUGGAUGGAGGAAACUAAAGUUUCUUCUGAACAUUUUGUGAAGAAUCAUAAUAAUUAAGAGUCAUUAGAGGCAUAUUGAGUGCCCUGAUUCUUGGGUCUGCUUACAUCCUAAUGUUGGCUGUUGGCCUUAUAUCCGUUUCUUUCAGUGGACUGGCAUUUUCCAGAGUGAUUAAAACAUGCCACCCAAAGACAGGCAUGAAAUGGGAAGUGAUGGCAUUUGGUAUUUCUGGAAUCAGUUCAGAAGACAGAUUUGGUGACACAUUUAUCUACUCUUCCUCCUGCUUACUGAAAAACUUGCACCAGGUGGAAUUUUGGGUAGCCCGAGCUGGGUGCAUCUGAUGGGUGGGUCUCCAAAGCAUACCCUUGGGGGUGUGGGUGAAGAAUCACCUGUCACCAAUCUUUUAUUAAAAAACCCCCAAAACCCCCAGAAAUAUUCCUAUUCUAAGAAAUGCUUCUUCUGUAUAUGGAGAUGGUGCUCACUGAAAAGCUUGGUGUUCUUUAGGUUUAUCAAAAAUAUUUACAGUGGUACCUUGGGUUACAUAUGCUUCAGGUUACAACCCAGAAAUAUUACCUCGGGUUAAGAACUUUGCUUCAGGAUGAGAACAGAAAUCAUGCUCCGGCGGAGCGGCAGCAGCCAGAGGCCCCAUUAGCUGAAGUGGUGCUUCAGGUUACGAACAGUUUCAGGUUAAGAACGGACCUCCGGAACAAAUUAAGUACUUAACCUGAGGUACCACUGUAUUAGGUGGGACAAAUCAGUGCUCUAGAGGGGGAGUAAAACCACUGGAACAUAAGAACAGCCUUCUGAAUCAGGCCAAUGGUCCAUCUAGUCUGGCAUUCUGUGCUCACAGUGGCCAACCAGAUGUCCCAAGGGGAACCUGAACACCAGGGCACUCUCCCCUCCUGUGGUUUCCAGCAACUGGUAUUGGAAUCCCUAGUACUUUGACCCCCAAGAAGCAUGUGAUUAUUUAUUAAUUCUUGCCUUCCCCUGGCACAAAAAAAUACUAGCAAUUCCUUCCUACCUUAUCAUUUGUGAAGCAUCUUGAUAAUCUGUUUUCAGCUUAGUAGGCUAGAUCGAUUUGGUAUUUACAGUAAGCCUGCAACUUAUGCACAUUUAACUUGUGUGCAUUCAGGUUUACACGUGUGGCAGAAUUUUAAAAAUAAAAAGUGGGCCAGGGUUCCAGAAAAAUGACUUUGGCAAUCCCACCCACCAUUGAACCCAAUGUGUUUUGACUAUGCCCAAUUUUGGAUUUAGGUGCGAUCCUCAGAACCUAGCAUCCACGUAAGUUGCGGACUUACUGUAUAUCAUUCUGACUCCUUCAUUUCCCUACCAGCCUUCCAAAGUUUGUCUUGGAUUGUGAUAGGCUCAACUUGGCACCAGCAAAUGGGGCCAGCCCAGAACGUUUUGCUCCUUGAGCCACAAUAGCAGAUGGUGCCCAGUCCCUGAAUCAAAGCACUCAAGGCUGAGACAGUUAUGAUGGCACCUGAGAUAGAAAAAUCCCACCACUGCCUCCCACUGGAACUAAAAAUACAACAUUAAAUUAGGCCCCAUCUGCACUAUAAAUUUAAAACAGUAUCAUACCACUUUAAACAGUCGUGAAUCCUGAGAUGCACAGUUUGCUUACGGCACUGAGAGUUGUUAGGAGACCCCUAGUUGCCUCCGAGAUAUAUAAUUCCCAGAGUUCCCUAGGAAGAGAUAUUGAUAGGGGCCUCUUAACAACUCUCAGCACCUUAAAUAGACUGCAGGUCCCAGGACUCCUUGAAGGAAGCUGUGACUCUUUAAAGUGUUAUGUUACUGUUUAAAAUGGUUAGUGCAGAUGGAACCUUUGGUAACAAUUUUCAUGACAUUUCUAUACAGCUUCCUCAUUCUGCCUAAUGGUAGGACUGGUCCUCAUAGUGUAGGAUAAGGGAGGAAUGGAAGAAGGCUGAAUAUUUCUUUCUCAGUAAUUUUUUAUUUUCCCCUGUUCCUGCUUUCCUCUCAGCUUAGAAAAAGUUUAGAAGCUAUAGUCUGAUAUCCCUAUAGAGCACAGCUAACAUAUAAAAAUGAGGUUUUGUGCAGUGGUAGUUUUUAAUGUGCCAUAUUUUCCAGAGACAGAGGCCCCCUGAAAACCUAGCCAAAUAUUCUUCUUGAAAUGAAAAAGGUGUGAUUCAUAGUCUCAUUCUUCCCACUCUAAUCAGUUAGCAUAUACAGCCCAGAGCACAGACUCUCUACUGGGCCAGAUCUUGGUAGCGAGUGCAAAUUGAUGGCACUGUGCAGAAUCCUCAAUUUGAUUCCAAAUCUAAGCAGUGUGUGUCCAAGGUUUCAGUCACUAAAUCAAUAAGGAAUCGCUUGUUUGGGCUUUGCAAAAAUCCACAUAGUCUGGAAACUUUUCCAGGCGACUGCGCGCAUGACACAUGUGCACAUUUCUAUGAAGGUGAGGGAAGGAUUCCAAUGUUUUGGCUUUGUUCUGCAAAUGUGAAAUAGUAAUAAAUAGGGUCAUGAUUGUGUUCAUAUCAUGGUAGAAUUUACACGGCAUUUCAAUUGCUGCUUUAUUGGCCCCAAAGGGUGGAAGAUAGAAAGCAACUAUGAUGAUAGCAACCUUUGUCAGAAUUCCCAAACUUGCAUGUUAACCUAUCCACAACCCCUCAAAAGCCAGGUUUUAUAAGCAUGGAAUCCCAAAAGAUGUGCACUCAACCUUCUUUUUUAGGGGAAGAGGUAAUUAUUCUUACAUAUCCACCAUUAACAACCUUUUUACUGCCUCUUUUGACCCUACUUCUAAAACCAGAAGAACAAUCUUGGGCCCAGAAGGAUUCCAGAACAGGUAGUUCAUUACUGUUAGUAUGUGUACCAGCUGAACUCACCAGAGAGUGAGAGACCUGGGUUAACGCUCUUAUACAAAUGUUGUCAUACAAAUUCAUGUAGUGUGCCUCGGUUUCUCUGCUGUGUUUCUCUGCUUCUCUCUUUCACACACAGAAAGAAAUCUGAGCAUAUUGUACUAACUUGAAUAGUGGUGUAUUCAGAGUUUGGCUUCAGAGAAAGAAGUCUAACCAACAGGACCAUCCUGAAGAGAUACGCUGCCUGAAGUGAAAGGCAAAGAUAGCUUCCCUUUUCCAAUUUCAUUUAUGGAAGCUGGAUGAACUGGCAGCUGUGGACAGAGUUCUCCACUGUAUCCAAAGGCAACAAUCUAGCUUAGGGGCAAUAGGGCAAAAUGUGCAUAGUUGCAGGACUUAGAAAGUUACUUUUGCCCAUGAAGGUGGCAAUCUGUGGCCCUGUGAUAACAGUGAAAUAUGCAGGACAGGACAUAGAGUUGUGUAAGAAUCAGACUAAAUCGUGAUUGACUACAGCAGAAAGUGGGGUUGGCAUGGCAGCAGGAUAGUGGUAUCGCUCUACAUUCCACCAACCCUUGCUGUCAGAAUGGUCUUCUGUCAGGGUUAGGAAACACCUCAACCUCUUUCAGGGUUAAGAAGCACCUCAACCACCUGAGCCAGGUGCCCAGCAUUUCACUGGGUGACCAGGGUGAAAGAUUCCAGCCAUGCAGGGGCCCUAACCUGAGCUUAGGGCAUGCCAUGGCCAAUCUCUCCCCUUGCCACAGGGGGGCUUCCUUCACUAUUUUGAUCCUGCCUCAUGACAUCUCCACCAAUAUGCAGAAGUCCAACCAUCACCUAGCAAGAGUAAGCCUGAAAUCAUUAAGGGAAUGGUAGAGGGGAAACCAGUCAAGAGGGCAGUUAAGGUUGGGAGAAAAAAUCAUUUCUGGCCCUGUCAACCAGCAACCCAAGUAGCUCAGUGAAAUACUAAUAUUGAGGGAGGGUGGGAUGGGAAGCUCACUAGGGGCAACAUGGCCUAAGCACAUGUGAGUGAAGCCUUUGAAGGCCUUACCCUUUCUCCUUCUCACGAGAUCCCACAGAACGACGCCACCCUGCAAGACCUCAUGAGAGGGCAAUGGAGAUGCCACCCCCAGUGAGCAAAGUCAACCCACACACAGUAGAGCUAGGCUGAACAGUUAUGGAGAAUCCUAGGAACUGCUGCUUGUUAAGGCUGCUAAGAAUUGUAGCUUGGCGUGUGUGUGUCUAUGAGCACCCUUAAACUACAGUUCCCAGGAUCCCCCAUGACUGUUAUCAGUUGUAUAACAGUGCUUUAAAUGAACGGUUUGGAUGUGACCUAGAUUAUGCAAAAAUCAAAUAAGACGAUAGGUGUACAUUCCUCGUCACAAACAACCCCCGUGCCCUGUCAAAUCUGCAUUCAAAUAGAGUUGUGUUUUCAAAGAGGUCAGAAACUACAACCGAUUAUUUGCAGUUACAAAUCAAGCACCCUAAAAUGAACAGUUGAAUCAACUUGUGUCAUUUCAUACCACACACUUUUCAUUUGAGGCGGCUUACACAUUCAGCUCCAAGUUUUCCAGUGAUUAGCCAUCAAGUGAUGUGUUACCGAGCGAUAUGUGUGAGAGACAGCAAGAACAGGCUCUAAACUUUCUCAGCCUGGGUGGCUUCAGGCAUAAGAAUUUGGACUCCUUCUCUUGAAUACAUCAAAACAAAGAUGGAAGGGAUUGAAAGGGAAAUUAGAUGCAUAACAUAAAUUUGCAGAGUUCUGUGUUUGGGGGGAUGGUAACUGCUAUAAUAGAAGAAAACACGUAUUCUGUUAUCGCUCCCAUUGUAUCCUCAUCUGUGUAAUUGUCUUAUUUGAACGCAUAGCAUUAACACAUUUGACUUGCAGUACCAAUCAGGGAUCUGGCUUGUUAAAUAUGCCCAAGGCAUGGCUGCCGCUCAGAGGCUCUGCUUGCAAAAGUUCCCAGAUUCAGUCCCCUACCUCUCCAGGUAGGGUUAGUGUAAAAUCCUGGGGAGCCACUGCCAGUCAUUGUAGACCAGUUAUUUUCAGCCUUGGAACCCCAAAGAUUGUUGGAUUACAAUUUCCAGCAUCCUUGACAAUUGGCUGAGCUGGCUAGGGAUGAUGGGGUUUUUAGUCCAAGUGACAACUGAAGAUCUGAAACUGAAGAACUCAAAUGUAUACAAUGCUGCUCCCACCUUUGAGAGGGUGUGGAGGCACAUUUGUCACAUCCCAACUACUUAUGCCAUAACCUGUGCGAUCUCUGUGCUUCAGGUAGCCAUCUUCUUUUCAGGGGAUGGAGCAUAGAUGCAGUGAGAGCAUCGGAGUUAAGGGUUUGUGCCAAAAGUGAGCUUUGAGGAGAAAGAGUUGGUGCAGCCUCACAAUUCUGUCGUAGCUUCCAUUAGAAAGGAAAAGAGAGAGAUUUAGAUGGUUGAAUGUGGUGCAGCUGGAAGAAGAGAUAAUAUGAGUUCUAGGUCUGAAGGUGGCAGGGAACAAGGCCACAGAGGGCUCUGAAGGAAAGGUUGAGAAAUUUGUGGCAGUUCUGGGAGCAGGCAGGAAGGCAAUUUUAAUGAUGGGCAUGCCCUGGGCUAUAAAAGAAGUGAAUGAUUUUUGUCAGCAGAGUCAAGGUCUGGAGAGAGGUGAGAAUUAAGAUGGGGCAGUGGAAGAGGGCAGAAGAUAGGAGAUACAGAUCAUGAACCUAUUCUAUUCUAUUCUAUUCUAUUCUGUACUGCCAAGAGGACAGGGAAGAGGAAGGGCCUUAUUUUUGCAAUGUUGGAAAAGGAAAAGCAACUUGACCUGGAGGAUGGAGGAGAAUUUUCAGUUCCUGGACUAGUAUACAGAUUGCAAUCUAACACUCUAACACUUCUCUGCCAUUAUCGACUGAAAAUGUACUGGAAUAUGUAAAACUGAAGGAUAGCUAAGGCUAAAAUAUAUUUAGAAAUGCAUACAUUGAGAUAAAAUACACAUUAAAAUAUUUUGUGAUAAAAUAUGCAUUUAAACACAUAUCCAAAUAAUGGAUGUGCAUAUGGAUUAUGAAAAGAGCUUCUUAAGUUCACCCAACUCUCCAUGAUGCAGACUCUUGGAAAUGAAUACUGGCCCUCUCUCAGCCUGGAGCCCUCCAGAUGUUAUUGGACUACAGCUCCCUUCAAUUCUGACAGGUGGCUUUGCUGCAUGAGUCUAAUGGCAGUUGUGGUGGUGUUUUUGCUGCCAUUAUUACUUAAAGUGUUUGUACCCUGCUCUUCAGCCAAAAUGGCUCCCAGAGUGGUUUAUGUACAAUCAGGUAAAACAAGCAGGCAAGCUUACAAUUUAUGUAAAAAUGACACACAAGGGAAAGGAGACAAGGAGGGAAGGGGGGGAAAGCAAACUCAAGUACCAGUUCUUAAAUAGUAGCUCUUAUAAUGACCAACUGGCAUAGAAACAAUUUAGGGUAGGAGUUACCUGAUGGAGCUGGUCUUUUGGCAGACCUGUUGGAACAAGGCCUUCUUCUCAUCUUUCCUGCCGAAGCAGCCUGAUGGAAAAACAUGAAUUGAGUUUGAGGGUGCUGCCCCAAUCAUAGUAGUGUGGUUUAUCAAUGAUCUUUCAAAUCGCAAUUAGUGCAAACUGUGAUUUGAAAGGUGGCUGCAGACUGACUUUUUAGCCCCCAACAAACCAUGGUUUGAGAACUGACUCAGAUCUGGACAUGAAAAUAAACUGUUUUUGUGCCUGAAUCCUGCCAUAAAUAUCAAGAAGGUCACUUGGAGAGGUGGGAUUGUAUAGAAGGGUAGCAUGUUGUUGUUAUUAUUGUUGCCCAACCUGAGACCAUAGAGUGAAGGGUGGGUAAUUAACAAUAACAACGAUACCAGUCAAUAUAAUGUUGGCAGGUUUAGGGAGUGUGAAUGAUGGAAGCCAUAUUGUAAGGAGACAAAGGAGUGCUUGGUGGAGAGACUUUUGAGACAACGAGAAGGAGGAAUAUGUUGCAUGUCACUCCCUGCCAACUCCACACACACACCCCGACCUCCAUGUGUUGGGCAGAAGUUCCCAAGGUGGAGACCACACAUGUUUAGUUGAAUACAGAACUUCUGCUCAAUGUGUGGAAGACUGAGGGGUGAUGGGAUGAGCAGGGGAAGAUGGGAACAGCAGCAUCAAGUGUAGGACUAGGUGCUUGUAGACAAUUUCUGUAUAACCUUCGAAUGUGUGAUACCUAAUUCCUGAAGAAGGCUAUGAAGGAUUCUUAGAGUGGUGGGGUUCAGGGCAGUGAAGCAGUUAGUGUGACUUACUGCUGGCUUCAGAAAGACUUCAUACAAAAGAACCAGGAGUUAGCAGCAGUUGUAAAGCAUGAAUCAACUCAACCCAUUCAAAAUUAAUGUUCCCGAUGUUUCUGGUGAACAGAGUAAUAAGCAUUGCUAUCAAUCCAUCAGUCUUUGGGGUAAGUCUCCCUGCAACCCACUCACCCAACCAAGUGCACACACACACACACACACACACACACACACACACACAGUAUUCAAUACACUUCUGAUACUCUUGCAAACUCCAACAUGGGGAUUUCAUGUAGAUUCCUAAUUACAGACUCCGUUGAUUCUACUACCUGCACAUAUGUAGAGUAGCACGUCUCAUUUGCUAUGAUUUGAGUCUGAAAAUAGUUGAAGAUAUCUGAAUGCAUAUCUUUUCCCUGGUUGUGUUGUCUGGUUGUGAAGAACAGAAAGGCAGAGAGGCAGGCCUAGUGGAAAUGUCAGCUGGCUAAAUUAAUGAGGAACAGAUCUAUCAAGAGGCUGAGUAGCAACUGUUUUGGAUAAGCAACAACAGUGGAGAGGUGUUACCUUCAAACCCUUCUCUGGGCAUUUCCAGAAGUACCUCUUUGAUCACUUUGGAACAAGAUGCUGAACUAGUUGGACAGUUGGUCUGUUCCACUGGGGAUCUCUUAUGGCAGCCUUGGCCAACCUGGUGCCCUUCCAAGGUGUAGGACUACAACUCCCAACAGUCCCAGCUAGCACACCCAUGCUGGUGGGAUUUCAGGACAUAAGGACAUAAGAAGAGCCUCCUGGAUCAGGCUUGUGGCUCAUUUAGCGCUGCUUCCUGUCCUCAUAGUGGCCAACCAGAUGCCCACAAAUGGAAACCCAAGCACAGCAGCACUUUCCCUGCAACUGGGAUUCAGAGACAUUCUGCUUCCAACAGCAGAGGUAGAACACUGCAGUCCUGGCUAGUGGCCAUCGAUAGCCAUCUCCUCCAUGAAUUUUUCUAAUCCUCUUUUAAAGCCAUCCGAAUUGGCAGCCACCACUGGGCAAGUUCCAUACUUUCAACUCUGUGCUGUGUGAGAAAGUCUUGCCUGUCCUGAAUCUCCCAGCAUUCAGCUUCUUUAGAUGACCCCAAGUUCUCGUAGUAUGAGAGAAGGAAAUUUAAUGAUUUUAAAUAGCCACCUGAGUCACCGAAAACCUUAGUGCAACCUCAGACCACCAUUUCUCAUCCUUGAAAGAAAACACAGUGCAGUGCAGGAUCUCUGUUGGGUACCCCUGUAGCUUAUGGUGAGUAAAUAUUGACAAAGUAGUCUAAAGAGCAAACACUUUGACAUUUGUAAUGUCCACUGGAAGAUCUUGUAUAUAUUUAUUCUGGAAGAAUAAGGGCAGCAUACAAAUUUUCCCAAUCUCGCUUCUGCUGUCAUUCUCCUUGUUCUUGCUUCAUGUCAAGAAGUCUUUGCAAUAGUAAUUGGACAUUUGUAGCACAAGUAAUAGAGAUGUUGGAUCUCUGUUAGGGUAAUAUUUCCACAUUGAUUCACCUGAUGUCCCCUCCUAGCUUUUCCCUAUCCAAAAUUAAUUCCUAUUUAAGAAGAAAAAAGAAACUCAGGACUUCAAGUCUUCCAGGAAGCCCUUAUUACUGAUUGUUGACUACUCUUGUACUUCCUAUUACAUACCUAGUAAGUACCUAAUACUUACUAUAAUUAACAAUCACAAUCAUAAUUUAUUACUUGUCCUUCACCCUAAGGUCCCAAGGCAUUGAAACACAAUAUGAAAAACGGUUUAAACAAAAAAAGCAACAAACAUAACCUAAAAAGAAAGAAAACAAAGAAUAAAAACCGUGAACCAUAAAUUUUCCUUGCACUUUUUGUUUUGCUAACAAAUCAACAACAUUAUUUAUUUAUUUGGGGGGGGGGAUAAAAACAGCUUUUUGCAAUAACAAAAAUAAGGUGUGGCAAUUUGUACAAAAUUUAGAAAUUAGAAACUGGGAGCACGGAGGGCUCUAAUGGUUCAUGGCUUACGUUCUGGAAAAAGUAUCAGGAAAUUCAGAACUCCAAAACCCAGAGCAAAAUGAAGAUGUAAAAAGGUUUGAAUGUGUCACUGCUUCUGGGCUCAAAACACCUUCUGCGGUUAAGCCCUCACUCUCAAUGUAAUCCCUGCCUUUCUAAGCAGCCCCAACAUGCAAAUAUGAGCUUUUAAUUUUCUUGUAAUUGAGGCACUUUUGUUGUUGUUGUUUGUGAGAUUUUUUCCUUUAUUGAUGUUUUUAUGUUUUAUUAAAGAUUGGUUCUCAAAAAUGUAAUGAGUAAAAAAAAAUCUGGCUUAAUUUAAAUUGUGAAUCUGUCUGUUAAGAAAUACAUUAGGGGUAGGAGAAGCAUAAGACAUAUUAAUUGACAGACAGGAACUGCUGUCUCUGAGGUUGAUACAAGUAAUUUAUUACUUUAGAAAUGAAUGCCACCUCCAGAAUGUGCUUCAUUAAUUUCAAAUUUAGUUUUAAUUUCAAGCUGUUGCCCCUUGAGAAGAAUAAGGUGGCAAAUUAUGUUCGAAGAGCAGAUUUCUUCCCCCCCCCUUCCCUCUUGCUUGGAAGAAACACUAAAUUUUAACUGUUUAAUUUUAAUAAAUAAAUGUAGUUCUUUGAGUGAAAUAUGCCAGCUGCUGAUAUAUAACAUGAGACCAGCAAUUGCUAACGCCAAUUUUCUCUCUCUGCUUUUCCUUCCUCUUUUUUACCCUGCUAGCUUACGUUUCAGAUGAACUGAAGGCAGCAGCAAUGGCAGAAGAUGAUUUGGAACCUGAUGACAACGUGGUCGAUGGAGAACCUUCUGCCAAAUACGCCUGUCCGGAAAAGGACUUCACUAAGAACUGCCAGAGCUACCAGAACUCUCCAGCUGCCGAGUUUUCCAGCCAUGAGAUGGACAGCGAGUCGCACAUCAGCGAAACCAGUGAUCGCAUGGCCGACUUUGAAAGCAGCUCCAUCAAGAAUGAGGAGGAGAGCAAAGAGGUCUCCAUCCAGCUGGAGGAGUCUGUUGUCUCGGACAGCUUGGAGCAGAUGAAAGCUGUCUACAAUAAUUUCCUCUCCAACUCCUACUGGUCCAAUCUAAACUUGAAUCUCCACCAGCCAACCUCUGAGAAGAACAAUGGGAGUAGCAGCAGCAGCAGCAGUAGCAGCAGCAGCUGUGGGAGCGGCAGCUUUGACUGGCAUCAGACGGCCAUGGCAAAGACGCUGCAGCAGGUCUCACAGAACAGGAUCCUUCCUGAGCCUAGCCUUUUUAGCACAGUCCAGUUGUAUAGACAAAGCAGCAAACUUUAUGGCUCCAUAUUUACUGGGGCCAGUAAAUUCCGCUGUAAAGACUGCAGCGCUGCCUAUGAUACAUUAGUGGAAUUAACGGUGCACAUGAAUGAAACAGGACAUUACCGGGAUGACAACCACGAAACAGAUAACAAUAACCCUAAAAGGUGGUCCAAGCCUCGUAAGCGCUCUUUGCUCGAAAUGGAAGGGAAAGAAGAUGCUCAGAAAGUCUUAAAGUGUAUGUACUGUGGCCAUUCAUUUGAGUCGCUUCAAGACUUGAGUGUGCACAUGAUCAAAACUAAACAUUACCAAAAAGUGCCUCUGAAGGAACCCGUAACCCCUGUAGCAGCAAAAAUAAUCCCAGCCCCAAGAAAGAAAACAUCAUUGGAGCUAGAACUUCCAAGUUCUCCAGACUCCACUGGUGGGACACCAAAAGCAACAAUCUCUGAUGCCAGUGAUGCACUUCAAAAGAAUUCCAAUCCUUACAUCACACCGAAUAAUCGCUAUGGACACCAGAACGGUGCCAGCUAUGCUUGGCAUUUUGAAGCAAGGAAAUCUCAAAUUCUUAAGUGCAUGGAAUGUGGGAGUUCCCAUGAUACUUUGCAGGAGCUCACUGCCCACAUGAUGGUGACAGGACAUUUCAUUAAGGUCACCAACUCUGCCAUGAAGAAAGGGAAGCCUAUCAUAGAGGCCCCUGUCACGCCAACGAUCACGGCUUUGCUUGAUGAGAAAGUACAGUCCGUGCCCCUGGCAGCCACUACCUUCACGUCUCCUUCCAACACGCCCUCUAGCAUCUCCCCAAAAUUAAACAUGGAGGUAAAGAAAGAAGUUGAUAAGGACAGAAUCAUUGCUGAUGAGAAGAUGAAAGACAAGGAAAAAUCAAGUGAGGAUGAGGAAAAAUAUGAUAUCUCCUCAAAAUAUCAUUAUUUGACUGAAAAUGACUUGGAAGAGAGUCCCAAAGGGGGACUGGAUAUCUUGAAAUCUUUAGAAAACACGGUCACGUCAGCUAUUAACAAAGCCCAGAAUGGCACACCCAGUUGGGGUGGCUAUCCCAGUAUUCAUGCUGCCUACCAGCUGCCCAACAUGAUGAAGUUGUCCCUAGGUUCGUCGGGGAAAAGUACUCCUUUGAAGCCAAUGUUUGGAAAUGCUGAAAUAGUAUCACCAACAAAAAGCCAACCUUUGGUGUCCCCGCCCAGCAGUCAGACGUCCCCUGUGCCAAAAACCAACUUCCAUGCCAUGGAAGAGCUGGUCAAGAAAGUAACCGAGAAAGUGGCCAAAGUUGAAGAGAAAAUGAAGGAGCCUGAAGCAGGGAAGUUAUCUCCGAUGAAGAGAGCAACACCUUCGCCAUGUAGCAGUGAAGUCAGCGAGUCCCUCAAGAUGGACACUUCCAAUGACAUUGGGUUCAAAAGCCAACAGAAUAGCCCUGUUUCGCAGAGGGAGAGCUGCAAGGACAGCCCAACAGGAGAACCAGUGGAAAAUGGUAAGGAGCUUGUCAAGACCAUCACAAGUUCCUUGAGCAGCAGCACAGCUAUUAUCACCGACCACCCUCCAGAGCAGCCAUUUGUAAACCCAUUAAGUGCAUUGCAGUCUGUCAUGAAUAUUCAUCUUGGGAAGGCAGCUAAGCCUUCCUUGCCUGCCCUUGACCCAAUGAGCAUGCUUUUUAAAAUGAGCAACAGCCUAGCGGAAAAGGCAGCUGUGGCCACCCCACCUCUGCAGUCCAAGAAGCCAGACCACUUAGACCGUUAUUUUUAUCACGUCAACAAUGACCAGCCCAUAGAUUUGACGAAAGGGAAGAGUGACAAAAGCUGCUCUUUGGGUUCAGCGCUUUUGUCAUCCACAUCGGUGUCUUCAGCAUCCUCUUCAUCUACAGUGACAACAGCAAAGACAUCUGCAGUUGUGUCAUUCAUGUCAAACUCGCCGCUACGCGAGAAUGCCUUGUCAGAUAUCUCUGAUAUGCUGAAGAACCUGACAGAAAGUCACACAUCAAAAUCCUCCACGCCUUCCAGCAUCUCUGAGAAAUCUGACAUUGACGGGACUACAAUAGAGGAACCGGAAGAGGCGACCCCGGCUCAGAAGAGGAAGGGGCGCCAGUCCAACUGGAACCCUCAGCAUUUGCUCAUUCUUCAGGCACAGUUUGCAGCCAGCUUGCGGCAGACAUCGGAGGGGAAAUACAUCAUGUCGGACUUGAGCCCUCAGGAGAGGAUGCACAUUUCCAGGUUUACGGGGCUCUCAAUGACCACUAUUAGCCACUGGCUGGCCAAUGUGAAAUACCAGCUCCGAAGGACAGGGGGGACAAAGUUCCUUAAAAAUUUGGACACUGGGCACCCGGUGUUCUUUUGCAAUGACUGUGCUUCCCAAAUCAGAACUCCUUCGACGUACAUCAGUCACCUUGAAUCACAUCUAGGUUUUAGGCUACGAGACUUGUCCAAACUGUCCAGUGAACAGAUUAACAAUCAGAUAGCACAAACAAAGCCGCCCUCCGAGAAACUGUUGGCACCUUCGCCAGAGGAAGAAAUAGGGACCUCCUACCAGUGUAAACUUUGCAACAGGACUUUUGCAAGCAAGCAUGCCGUUAAGCUCCAUCUCAGUAAAACACACGGGAAGUCUCCAGAGGACCAUCUUCUCUAUGUGUGUGAAUUGGAAAAGCAGUAG
Podarcis lilfordi (Lilford's wall lizard) is the source of this 15320-nucleotide messenger RNA. The record is from the annotation of a GenBank genome assembly. NCBI's taxonomy places the organism in Eukaryota, Metazoa, Chordata, Lepidosauria, Squamata, Lacertidae.